Messenger RNA from Fusarium fujikuroi IMI 58289, 954 nucleotides. Its product is annotated as probable RNA binding protein Rpf2 involved in ribosome biogenesis. Gene Ontology annotation, biological process: maturation of LSU-rRNA from tricistronic rRNA transcript (SSU-rRNA, 5.8S rRNA, LSU-rRNA); ribosomal large subunit assembly. NCBI's taxonomy places the organism in Eukaryota, Fungi, Ascomycota, Sordariomycetes, Hypocreales, Nectriaceae. The transcript has 2 exons. The record is from RefSeq and is a predicted model, not a curated record. Gene Ontology annotation, molecular function: rRNA binding. Gene Ontology annotation, cellular component: nucleolus. The coding region runs from base 1 to 954 and encodes 317 amino acids.
AUGCUCAGACAAGUUAAACCUCGCAAUGCGCGCUCAAAGCGAGCCCUCGAGAAGCGCGAACCAAAGGCAAACGAGAAUCCCAAGACGUGCCUCUUCCUCCGCGGAACAACAUGCUCUCAGAUAGUCCAGGAUGCUCUCAAUGAUCUUCAUCAGAUGCGCCAACCUCUCGCUAAGAAGUUCACCAAGAAGAACGCCAUCCAUCCCUUUGACGAUGCCGCCUCGCUCGAGUUUUUCUCCGAAAAGAACGACGCCAGUCUCCUCGUUUUUGGUAGCAGCCAGAAGAAGCGCCCUCACACCUUGACUUUUGUUCGCACCUUUGGUUACAAGGUUCUUGACAUGCUUGAGCUCUACCUCGACCCAGAAAGCUUCCGUGCCAUUGCUCAGUUUAAAACGAAGAAAUUCGCUAUUGGCCUGAGGCCUAUGAUCCUGUUCGCUGGUACUGCCUUUGAGAGCCCUGUCAGCAACGAGUUCACCCUUGCGAAGAGCAUGCUCCUUGAUUUCUUCAAGGGCGAGCCCAGCGACAAGAUUGACGUCGAAGGUCUCCAGUACAUCAUCUCCAUUAGCGCAGAGGAUAGCACUGGCGAAGGUGAUGUUAAGCCCGCCAUCCACUUGCGUGUCUAUACCAUCAGCACCAAGCGAUCCGGUCAGCGUCUCCCCCGCGUCGAGGUUGAGGAGAUCGGUCCUCGCAUGGAUUUCCGUGUCGGCCGAGUCAGGGAGCCCGAUGAGUCGAUGCUCAAGGAGGCCUUGAAGAAGCCUCGCGGCACCGAAGAGCGUACCAAGAAGAACAUCACAACUGAUUCUAUGGGCGACAAGAUUGGCCGCGUGCAUCUGGGCAAGCAGGAUCUCAGCGAGCUGCAGCUCCGCAAGAUGAAGGGUUUGAAGCGAAGUCGAAAGGAUGCCGAAGACGCGGUGGAUGUCGUUGAAGAGGAGGAGACCAAGAGGAUAAAGCAAUAG